UAAACAGCCGGAAGUUUGAGUAUGAGAAUAGGGUUGGCAAGUUCAUGGUGAGAUAUAUUCAUAUAAUUCUAGCGAUUUUCUUUUUGACAAACCUUCAUCUAUCUCAGUAUAGUAACACGAGAAGGAAAGCGUCGAUUUGAUUUGACUGCUGAAGCUAAUCUAGAAGGCAGGACUUUUGAGGUUUAUCAAACCGAUCAAAGCCUUUGAUAUAUUUCUAACACUUAAGUACUGGAUUGUCACCAAGAUGAAGUUUGAUGAUAUCUUGGGUGAGAUUGGAGAGUUUGGAUUGUAUCAGAAGCUGGUCUAUUAUGCUCUCUGCAUAAACGGCGCCACAGUAGCCUGUCAUAUGCUAGCCCAAGUCUUUUUGGCUGGUCAUAUGUCGCAUUCGUGCAAGGUUGCUGGAUGGGAGAACGAGGAUUGCAGUAGAUGGGGCUACACGGCGGAACAAUGCAUGGAAGCAAAACGUAACGCUAGCAGUUUACGUCUAAAUUACACUGAAGAAGAUGGUAAUAUCUACCAAUGUUCUAAAUAUGCUAUCGCUGAUAAACUGGACUUCCAUCCAGGACUAGAUCCUGAGAAUUAUAACGACACCGAUCUGAUUGGCUGUAACGAUGGUUGGGUAUAUGAUACCUCUCAGUACAAAUCGUCCAUCAUUUCUGAGUUUGACUUGGUGUGCAAUUAUGGAGAUCGUGAUAGCUUGGCACAAUCACUUUUCUUUGCUGGAGUUCUCAUUGGUUCUGUGCUCUACGGCGGACUUUCAGAUAUAUUUGGACGUCGUAAGGUUCUAUUCGUUGCAUUGGUGGUGCAGUUCGGAUGUGGGUUGGCUGUAGCCUUUUCACCCAAUUAUUGGUUUUAUACCAUAGUCCGGAUAGUCUUGGCUUCAGCAAACAUGGGUGUUUUUCUACUUGCAUUUGUCAUCGGUACGGAGUUUGUUGGUCCAAGUAAGCGAGUGAUAGCAGGUAUUGUGAUAAUGUUGUUCUUCUCCGUUGGUUACAUGCUCCUAGCUGUUUUUGCUUAUUUUAUUCGUGAUUGGUGGAUCUUACAACUCGUCAUCACUGCCCCUAUUCUUCUCAUGUUUGCUCUCUUCCCGUUUAUUCCCGAGUCUGUUCGAUGGUUGAUUAGUAAGGGACGUACUGAGGAAGCUACUAGGAUCAUCAAGAAAGCAGCAGAUGUGAACAAAGCCAAGUUACCUGAACCAAUAUUCACACAAGAAGACGUCAAGGAACAGGAGACAGCAGCAAGUGGUCCCCAGGCUACAGCACUCGAUCUCUUCCGCACUCCAAACUUGAGGAUUCGAACACUUAAUCUCAUGUUCAAUUGGUUCGUUAACACUAUGGUUUAUUACGGACUAUCACUGAGCACCUCUGACCUUGGUGUUAAUGUCUACAUUGCUUUCUUCAUAUCUGGCGCUGUCGAGUUUCCUGCCUAUCUUAGUUGUAUAUUUGCUAUUGAAUAUAUUGGACGAAAGUGGAGCAUGUUUGGUUACAUGGUCGGAGGUGGUAUCGCGUGUCUCUUAACCAUUUUCACACCUAUUGGACCAUGGCGUACAACAGUAGCGAUGAUUGGAAAGUUUGGUAUCUCAGCAUCGUUUGCUAUAGUCUAUGUCUUCUCAGCCGAGAUCUUCCCCACGCCUGUCAGGAGUGUAGGUAUUGGAAUAUGUUCGAUGAGCGCUCGUAUUGCUGGGAUCUUAGCCCCUAUCAUACUUCUGUUAGAUAAAACAUGGAAACCCCUUCCUGUUUUGGUCUUUGGAGUAUUGUCGAUAGCUGCCGGUGUCCUUGUCCUCCUCCUACCCGAGACUCGUGGGGAGCAGCUACCAGAGACGCUGGAAGAAGGAGAACUGUUUGGAACCAAAGAGAAGGAGUACGAGAUUACGACAGAGCCCAAGUUUCAAUACAAGAAAGAUGCAGAGAGUGGCGUCAUCAACAAUGCAUUCGAUCGGGAAACUGAAAACGGAAAAGUUUAAUCGUGAAGGGUUUUAUUGGCGUGAUCGUCGAAGAAGGUUGUUUCACCCUUUAAUGAAAAAAAAAUCUUCUAGAUUCUCAGUAAAAAGUAAUUUUUGAAAAAUAUAAAUAUUUUUCAUGUGUAAAUAAGUUUCUAUGCAAAUUUAUUCUAUCAUUACGUCACCUGAACGGGGUUUGGGUUAGGUUGGUCUGCUAACUAUAGUAAUUUGUUAAAAACCUGGCUGCUCAUCCAGAUGCGUCAAAUUCAUUUAUUUUUCUCUCGUAAUUGAAGUUUGUGGCAAUUGAUUUGUAUUAUAUUGUAUAUUGGAUAUCGUAUCUGCCAAAUAAAGUGAUAAAAUGAUAAUGAUAAAAUGUAUUAUGAUAAUUGAUAUUAUCAAUAAUCAAAUC
Molecule: messenger RNA, 2348 nt
Organism: Lytechinus variegatus (green sea urchin)
Lineage: Eukaryota; Metazoa; Echinodermata; Echinoidea; Temnopleuroida; Toxopneustidae
Product: organic cation transporter protein-like
Exons: 11
Coding region: 245-1963 (572 amino acids)
Biological process (GO): transmembrane transport
Cellular component (GO): membrane
Molecular function (GO): transmembrane transporter activity
Source: RefSeq, a predicted model, not a curated record